Molecule: messenger RNA, 884 nt
Organism: Eucalyptus grandis
Lineage: Eukaryota; Viridiplantae; Streptophyta; Magnoliopsida; Myrtales; Myrtaceae
Product: NADPH-dependent pterin aldehyde reductase
Exons: 4
Coding region: 46-768 (240 amino acids)
Biological process (GO): folic acid-containing compound metabolic process
Cellular component (GO): cytosol
Molecular function (GO): oxidoreductase activity, acting on the CH-OH group of donors, NAD or NADP as acceptor
Source: RefSeq, a predicted model, not a curated record
UAGCAUUAUAGCAGCACUACGAUCGAGUCAAAGGAAGCCUGAGUGAUGAUGAAGAGCCUGGGCGGCGGCAGUGGACGGAGGACCGUGCUGAUCACCGGAGUGAGCAAAGGCCUCGGCAAGGCCCUCGCCCUCGAGCUCGCCAAGCGCGGCCACUCCAUCAUCGGCUGUUCCCGCUCCCAGGACAAGCUGGACUCUCUCCGCUCCCUCCUCUCUUCCUCCGACGCUGCUGACUCCCCUCACCUCCUCUUUAGCGUCGACGUCAGAUCGAACAGCAGCGUCGAGGAGCUCGCGCGCGUCGUCAUGGAAAAAAAGGGCGUUCCGGACAUCAUAGUCAACAACGCCGGGACCAUCAACAAGAACAACAGGAUGUGGAAGGUCCCGGCGGAUGAGUUCGAUGCCGUCAUCGACACCAAUGUCAAAGGCAUCGCCAAAAUGCUGCGUCACUUUCUCCCUCCCAUGAUUGAGCGCAAGCGUGGCAUCAUCGUCAACUUGUCUUCAGGCUGGGGUAGGUCCACUGCCGCUCUGGUUGCCCCUUAUUGUGCAUCGAAAUGGGCGGUCGAGGGUUUGACCAAAUCGGUUGCGGAGGAGUUGCCUGAUGGGAUGGCAGUCGUGGCGCUCAAUCCCGGGGUGAUAAACACCGAUCUGCUGGCUUCCUGCUUUGGCGACUCCGCCUCCUAUUAUCAGGCACCUGAUGCGUGGGCUGUGAAGGCCGCUACUAUGAUCCUCAAUCUCACAGUGGCAGACAAUGGUGCAUCCCUUACUGUGUGAGGGAAUGAUUUGCAAUCGACAACUUCGGAGAGCUAACUUAGGAUUCAAGCAUUGUUUCGAGAAAAAAUGUGACAGUUUUUUCUUUUCUUUUCGCCGACAGUAUGAAAAAUCUGAUU